GUUCAUGAUAGUUUCAUGUAAAGUUUUUUUCCCCUUAUUUCAUUCUAUCACACUUUGUUUGUUUUAAUAGAAAAAAUUAUUAUUAUUAUUUCUUGACAUAAAAUAAAGUUUUUUUUUUCUUUUUUUCUCUCUUUAGCUUCCUUUCUGCCCAUUAAACAUUGAAAAUGGCAGAUUAAGAAUCAUCAUUUCCCCUCUAAAGGAAACACUCAUCAUUGCUCCCAACAAUCUUUUUUUUUUUACCUUAGAAACAUAAGCUUCUAAGAAACAUUCUCUUUCUUUUUUCCAUUCUUCAACAAUAUAAAUAUAACUCUUUUGUUAACUUUUUUUCUCCCCUCUUUCUCUCAAAGUUUUAAAUUAAAAAAUGGAUCCUUCUUCUACAAACUCUGUUAAUGGUUUCUACACUUUUUUAACAAGAGGUAUUGAUGAUCUUGAAAGAGUUUUUCUCUCUAAUAACUUCAUGUCUAUUCAAUUCCUUCAAAGGGUACUUUCCCUUUUAAGAUCUUUUCACACACAAUUAACACUUCUUGUUCAAAAACUUCAUUUGCCUGUUGGUGAAAAGUGGCUUGAUGAAUAUAUGGAUGAAAGUUCUAAGCUUUGGGAAGUUUGUCAUGUUCUUAAGACUGGCAUUUCUGGAUUGGAGAAUUACUAUUCUUCUGGUUUUAAUGUCAUUUCUUCUCUUGAUAAUCAUCAACAUCUUACCCCACAAUUAUCUAGACAGGUGAUUAGAGCAAUAACAGGGUGUAGAAGAGAAGCAAUUGGAUUAGAAGAAGAAAACAGAGCAUUAAUGGAAACAAGAAUUGAGCCACUUUCAUUAAGAUUUGAUGAAAUUGUUUCAGUAGAAUCAAAGCUAAAUGGAUUUAAUGGAUUCAGAGGAGUACUUUAUGCAAUGAGAAAUGUUAGUUCAGUCUUGCUAAUGAUUUUGCUUCAUGGAUUAGUCUAUUGCUGGCCUGAAUCAUCUUCCUCUGAUUUUUCAAGAUCAGAAACAGGGUGUUUGUUUUUUGGUUCAAAUUUCAUGAUCUCAACCUCAAGAUUACAACAACGAAUUGGUUCUCAGAUUAAUCAGAUGAAUUCGGGGAGGCAAUCGAUUUUGUUGUAUGAAUUUAGGAGAUCAAAAGCAGCCAUGGAUGAACUUAGAGGAGAAUUGGAGAACAAAUGUGAAAAUGGGAUUAUAAGAGAAAGAGUUGAGAAUUUGAAAGGGUAUUUUGGGGUUUUGAAAAAUGGUACUGAGAAUAUUAUUGGACAAUUAGAUGAUUUUUUUGAUGAAAUUGUUGAAGGAAGGAAGAAACUUUUGGAUUUCUGCAGCCAUAGAUAAAAUUAAAAAAAAUAAAAAUUAGAAGAAAAAAAAAAAAAGAAAUACAAGUAGGGGAAAAAAAUCUGUAGUUGUUGGUUGUAUCUUUUGUUGGUUUUUAUUUAAUUUAAUUUUCCUCUCUCUCUAUUAAUCUUUUUUU
Solanum stenotomum is the source of this 1448-nucleotide messenger RNA. RefSeq lists its product as uncharacterized. Bases 362 to 1312 code for a protein of 316 amino acids. The record is from RefSeq and is a predicted model, not a curated record. The transcript is spliced from 2 exons. NCBI's taxonomy places the organism in Eukaryota, Viridiplantae, Streptophyta, Magnoliopsida, Solanales, Solanaceae.